This is a messenger RNA of Rhinolophus ferrumequinum (greater horseshoe bat), 6406 nucleotides long. It is a transcript of the gene BAZ1B, whose product is annotated as bromodomain adjacent to zinc finger domain 1B. NCBI's taxonomy places the organism in Eukaryota, Metazoa, Chordata, Mammalia, Chiroptera, Rhinolophidae. The record is from RefSeq and is a predicted model, not a curated record. Gene Ontology annotation, biological process: chromatin remodeling. Gene Ontology annotation, cellular component: WICH complex. Gene Ontology annotation, molecular function: histone H2AXY142 kinase activity; protein binding. The coding region runs from base 430 to 4881 and encodes 1483 amino acids. The transcript has 20 exons.
GUGAGCGCUGUCCAGCUCUCCGCCUAUUGGAUCCUUCGCCACCGGCGCCACAGGGGAGCAAGUUAGUGUGUGCGCUGGCCGGGCGGGGGGGAGGAGGGGAAUCUCCCGCCAUUUUUCAAUAAUUUCCUCCUGUGCAGCUGAGGAGGAGUCGUGACUGCCGAACACGGGGAUCGGUAGCGGAGGUUGGCCGGAGGCUGCCGGGCAGCGCAGCGGUGUGCGUGGGAAUUCUGCGCUCUUGCGCCCCGUUCCAUGGUCCUCGCGCGGCCGCGCCAGCAGUGAGGGAGCCGAGUUCGCGCCGCCCUCUCACCCCUCCCCUCCCCCACCCCACUCCCGGGAGCCAGGCGCUCACUCCGGGCCGCAGGGCCUAGUGUUGCACCGCGGGCUCGCCGAGCACCCGCCUCUGCCUUCCUUGCUGCCGCCGCCGCUGCGAUGGCGCCGCUCCUGGGCCGCAAGCCCUUCCCGCUGGUAAAGCCGCUUCCCGGAGAGGAGCCGCUCUUCACCAUCGCGCACACUCAGGAGGCCUUCCGUACCCGGGAAGAGUAUGAAGCCCGCUUGGAAAGGUACAGUGAACGCAUUUGGACGUGUAAGAGUACCGGAAGCAGUCAGCUAACACACAAGGAGGCCUGGGAGGAGGAACAGGAAGUUGCUGAACUUUUGAAGGAAGAGUUUCCUGCCUGGUAUGAGAAACUUGUUCUGGAAAUGGUUCACCAUAACACAGCCUCCUUAGAAAAGUUGGUAGAUACUGCUUGGUUGGAGAUCAUGACCAAAUAUGCUGUGGGAGAAGACUGUGACUUUGAGAUUGGGAAGGAAAAAAUGCUCAAGGUGAGGAUUGUGAAGAUACAUCCUUUGGAGAAAGUGGAUGAAGAGGCCACUGAGAAGAAAUCUGAUGGUGCCUGUGAUUCUCCCUCAAGUGACAAAGAGAAUUCUAGUCAAAUCGCUCAGGAGCAUCAGAAGAAGGAGGCAAUUGUAAAAGAGGAUGAAGGAAGGAGAGAGAGUAUUAAUGACAGAGCACGUAGAUCUCCACGAAAACUGCCUACUUCAUUAAAAAAAGGAGAAAGGAAAUGGGCUCCUCCAAAAUUUCUGCCUCACAAAUAUGAUGUGAAACUACAAAAUGAAGAUAAGAUCAUCAGUAAUGUGCCGGCAGACAGCUUGAUUCGUACAGAACGCCCACCAAAUAAGGAGAUACUUCGAUACUUUAUACGGCAUAACGCUUUACGGGCUGGCACUGGUGAAAAUGCACCUUGGGUGGUUGAAGAUGAGUUGGUGAAGAAAUAUUCCCUGCCUAGCAAGUUCAGUGACUUUUUACUUGAUCCAUACAAGUACAUGACUCUCAACCCUUCUACUAAGAGGAAAAAUACUGGAUCCCCAGAGAGGAAGCCCUCAAAGAAAUCCAAGACGGACAACUCUUCUCUGAGUUCACCACUAAAUCCUAAGUUAUGGUGUCAUGUACACUUGAAGAAAUCCUUGAAUGGCUCCCCACUCAAAGUAAAGAACUCAAAGAAUUCCAAAUCUCCAGAAGAGCAUCUGGAAGAAGUGAUGAAGAUGAUGUCACCUAACAAGCUACAUGCUAACUUUCACAUUCCUAAGAAAGGCCCACCUGCCAAGAAACCAGGGAAGCACAGUGACAAACCUUUGAAAGCCAAGGGCAGAAGCAAAGGCAUCCUGAAUGGACAGAAAUCCACAGGGAAUUCCAAAUCUCCAAAAAAGGGCCUGAAGACUCCGAAAACCAAAAUGAAGCAGAUGACUUUGUUGGACAUGGCCAAAGGCACUCAGAAGAUGACACGAGCCCCCCGGAAUUCUGGGGGUACACCCAGGUCCUCUAGUAAACCUCAUAAACAUCUGCCUCCCGCUGCCCUCCACCUUAUCGCCUAUUACAAAGAGAACAAAGACAGGGAGGAUAAGAAGAGCGCCCUGUCCUGUGUUAUUUCCAAAACAGCCCGGCUUCUGUCUAGUGAGGAUCGAGCUCGUCUCCCAGAAGAACUGCGAAAUAUUGUUCAAAAGCGCUUUGAGCUUCUAGAGCACAAAAAGAGGUGGGCCUCUAUGUCUGAAGAACAGCGCAAAGAAUACUUGAAAAAGAAACGUGAAGAACUGAAAGAAAAGUUGAAGGAGAAAGCCAAAGAGCGGAGAGAGAAAGAAAUGCUUGAGAAACUAGAAAAACAGAAGCGGUAUGAGGACCAAGAGUUAACUGGCAAGAACCUUCCAACAUUUAGACUGGUGGACACCCCCGAAGGGCUGCCCAACACUCUCUUUGGGGACGUGGCGAUGGUGGUGGAAUUCCUGAGCUGUUACUCUGGGCUCCUCUUACCAGAUGCUCAGUAUCCUAUUACCGCUGUGUCCCUUAUGGAGGCUUUGAGUGCAGAAAAGGGGGGCUUUUUAUACCUGAAUAGGGUGUUGGUCAUCCUCUUACAGACCUUACUACAAGAUGAAAUAGCAGAAGAUUAUGGUGAGUUGGGAAUGAAGCUGUCGGAAAUCCCUCUGACUCUGCAUUCUGUCUCAGAGCUGGUGCGGCUCUGCUUGCGCAAAUCUGAUGUUCAGGAGGAAAGCGAGGGCUCAGAUGCAGAUGACAAUAAAGAUUCAGCACCAUUUGAGGACAAUGAGGUACAAGAUGAGUUCCUGGAGAAGUUGGAAACCUCUGAAUUUUUUGAGCUAACAUCAGAAGAGAAGCUGCAGAUCUUGACAGCGCUCUGCCACCGGAUUCUCAUGACAUACUCAGUGCAAGACCACAUGGAAACCAGACAACAGAUGUCUGCAGAGUUGUGGAAGGAACGGCUUGCUGUAUUAAAGGAAGAAAAUGAUAAAAAGAGAGCAGAGAAACAGAAACGGAAAGAAAUGGAAGCCAGAAAUAAAGAAAAUGGAAAAGAGGAGAAUGGGUUAGGCAAAACUGAUAGGAAAAAAGACAUUGUGAAGUUUGAGCCCCAAGUAGAUAUGGAAGCUGAAGACAUGAUUAGUGCUGUGAAGAGCAGACGGCUGCUUGCCAUUCAGGCUAAGAAGGAGCGGGAGAUCCAGGAGAGAGAAAUGAAAGUGAAACUAGAACGCGAAGCUGAGGAAGAACGAAUACGAAAGCACAAAGCAGCUGCUGAGAAGGCAUUCCAGGAGGGAAUUGCCAAGGCUAAACUCGUCAUGCGUAGGACUCCUAUCGGUACAGAUCGAAACCAUAAUAGAUACUGGCUCUUCUCUGAUGAAGUUCCAGGGUUGUUCAUUGAAAAAGGCUGGGUGCAUGACAGCAUUGACUACCGGUUCAACCACCACCGCAGAGAGCACGCAGACUCUCCUGAUGAGGAUUACUGUCCCCGUAGUAAGAAAGCAAACUUAGGCAAAAAUGUAGGUGUGAACACACAACAUGGACCAGCAACAGAAAUUGCUGUAGAGACCACCACCCCCAAACAAGGACAGAACCUAUGGUUUUUGUGUGAUAGUCAGAAGGAACUGGAUGAAUUGCUAAAUUGCCUUCACCCUCAGGGAAUACGAGAAAGUCAGCUUAAGGAGAGAUUAGAGAAGAGGUACCAGGACAUUAUUCAUUCUAUUCAUCUGGCCCGAAAGCCAAAUCUGGGUCUGAAAUCCUGUGAUGGCAAUCAGGAGCUCUUAAACUUUCUUCGUAGUGAUCUCAUUGAAGUUGCAACAAGGUUACAAAAGGGGGGUCUUGGUUAUGUGGAAGAAACAUCAGAAUUUGAAGCCCGGGUGAUCUCAUUAGAGAAACUGAAGGAUUUUGGUGAGUGUGUGAUUGCCCUUCAAGCCAGUGUCAUAAAGAAAUUUCUCCAAGGCUUCAUGGCUCCCAAACAAAAGAGAAGAAAACUACAAAGUGAAGAUUCAGCAAAGACUGAAGAGGUGGAUGAAGAGAAAAAAAUGGCAGAGGAAGCAAAGGUUGCAUCUGCUUUGGAAAAAUGGAAGACAGCAAUCCGUGAAGCUCAGACUUUUUCCAGAAUGCAUGUUCUACUCGGGAUGCUUGAUGCCUGUAUCAAGUGGGAUAUGUCAGCAGAAAAUGCUAGAUGCAAAGUUUGUCGAAAGAAAGGUGAGGAUGACAAACUGAUCUUGUGUGACGAGUGUAAUAAAGCCUUCCACCUGUUUUGUCUGAGGCCGGCCCUCUAUGAAGUACCAGAUGGUGAGUGGCAGUGCCCAGCUUGCCAGCCUGCUACUGCCAGGCGCAACUCCCGUGGCAGGAAUUACACUGAGGAGUCUGCCUCUGAGGACAGUGAAGAUGAUGAGAGCGAUGAAGAGGAAGAGGAGGAGGAAGAGGAGGAGGAGGAGGAAGAUUAUGAGGUGGCUGGUUUGCGAUUGAGACCUCGGAAGAGUGUCCGGGGCAAGCAGGGGGUCAUCCCCCCUGUGGCAAGGCCAGGCCGACGACCAGGUAAGAAGCCGCACCCUACCAGGAGGUCUCGGCCGAAGGCACCACCUGUGGACGACACCGAGGUUGAUGAGCUGGUGCUUCAGACCAAGCGGAGCUCCCGGAGGCAAAGCCUGGAGUUGCAGAAGUGUGAAGAGGUCCUCAACAGGAUUGUGAAGUACCGCUUCAGCUGGCCCUUCAGGGAGCCUGUGACCAGAGAUGAGGCAGAGGACUACUACGACGUGAUCGCCCACCCCAUGGACUUCCAGACGAUGCAGAAAAAAUGUUCCUGCGGGAGCUACCGCUCUGUGCAGGAGUUUCUUACUGACAUGAAGCAAGUGUUUACCAACGCCGAGCUUUACAACUGCCGAGGCAGCCACGUGCUGCACUGCAUGGUGAAGACAGAACAGUGUCUGGCGGCGCUGUUGCAUAAACACCUCCCUGGCCACCCAUAUGUCCGUAGGAAACGCAAGAAGUUUCCUGAGCGGCUGGCUGAAGAUGAAGGGGACAGUGAGCCAGAGCCCGCUGGACAGUCCAGGGGACGAAGACAGAAGAAAUAAAGAGGCGGGGCCCUGGUCCUUUCCACUUUGGCCACCACACCAGUGCCAAGCCCUCUGGUCUCCAGGGGAGGGAUUACUGUAUUACAUAGAAGAAUCAAGUGUGAUCAGGCCAGUUGGGGAGGUGGUGGUGAUUUUUUUAAGUCUAUAUUUAUAUACAGUCAUGUUUCUUUAAGCCCGCACUCUGUCUCUUCCUCCCUCUCCCUCUCAGGUGACGGGAUCAGUGAGUGCCAUACAGAGUUCUGUAUUCACCAGCAUCAUGAAACAGUUGUGUUCUUUUGAGUUGAUCUUGACAGAGUAAAAGGACCUGUCCUGGAGCCAUUCCUGAAUACCCUUCCCCUUCUUUGUGACAACUCUCCCCACUCCCACCCCACCUCACUCCCUCAGAAAAACAAACAAAAUCAAAAAAAAACUAAGGCACUUCACUUAGAGACUGGAGUCCUGCUUAUAAUCAUGCAUAUAACCUUUACUUUGAUGGAUCUGGCCAGAGGGGUGUUGGAGCCCAGCCCACCCACAUACCAGACAAGCUCUUAGGGGAGCAGAAGAAAAGCAGGAAGAAUUGAAAUGUUUAAUUUUUUUAAAAUUGAUUUUUCUAGUUAUUAAAAGUUGCUUGUUUCAGCAGUGAUAUUGUAUAAAGAACAUCUUGUAAAAUAUUUCUGUCAUCUUGCUUUGGCACAUGUACAGUACAAUUUAUAUGAUAACGUGUUCGCUUUCCUUUGCCCAUCUCCUCCCUCAGCCCAUCUUCUCGCUCAUCAGAGCAGGCAGUGGGACCUGGUGGGGGAGGGGGCAUGCCCCUGCCUGCCCUGGUGGCCCUGUCCCCUCCUCGUCUCCAUCGCCUCCUCCCAGGCCUUUUCUGGCCUCAGAGUCUGCUCGCAGAGAACCUGAUCUGUCCGUGGUGUCAGUGGGAGGUGAGAGGAGGGACGGACGGGAGGAAAAGCUCCCUCAGCCCCUUCCCACAAUGACUCUAGUGUAGUAGUUACAUUUAGGCAAAACUUUGUAGGCUUCUCCCUUUUAUGGCCGAUUUUGAUAAAAAUGCAAAACAGGGUUUAAUUUUCUUUUCUAUCAACUUUGAAUUUGGAAAUUUUGAGCACCUAGGUUCUUCUGUACCUAUUUAAAUUAAGGGAAAAGAAUUCCACCAAGGGAAUUGCAACUCAUAGAACUUGAGAAUAAAGCCUCUUAAUACUGAACUUCAAGGUGUGGUCCCUGUUUCUCCCGUCCUCCUCCUUCAAGGACUCCGGGGAUUUGCUCCAGUGGCUGGUGGAUAGGUUUACCGUCCCUUCCACCACAGGCGUGGUUAGCACUGACAUUACAAUUACAUAAGCCCAGCCGCCAGCACCUUCUCCUGCCUCUUACCCUAGAGCCAGUCUGUUCUUGUUAAUAGUGAGACUCCUGUGUUCCCACUUCAGUGACACCUGAAUUGUUUGUUUUUUAAAUUGUCUUUAAGGAGGAAGGGCCCCAUUGAGGGGUAAACUUGUAAUAAAUUGGAAUUUCAAAUAAACAUUAUGUACUUGUGUUUAUAAAGAAGAAA